Molecule: messenger RNA, 1086 nt
Organism: Corticium candelabrum
Lineage: Eukaryota; Metazoa; Porifera; Homoscleromorpha; Homosclerophorida; Plakinidae
Product: protein MAK16 homolog
Exons: 11
Coding region: 45-956 (303 amino acids)
Biological process (GO): maturation of LSU-rRNA; maturation of 5.8S rRNA
Cellular component (GO): nucleolus; preribosome, large subunit precursor
Source: RefSeq, a predicted model, not a curated record
UGCAAAUCUACAUCUGGAAGUUGAUUUCUCGACUUCUGCGUAUCAUGCAGCACGAUGAGGUGAUAUGGCAGACAAUCAAAUAUGGAUUCUGUUCGUUCAAAGCAAAGACAAAAACGAACACGUUCUGUAGGAACGAAUACAACGUCACAGGUCUGUGUUCACGGCAGGCUUGUCCACUGGCAAACAGCAGAUAUGCUACCAUUAGAGAGGAAAACGGAAUUUGUUUCUUGUACAUGAAGACGAUCGAGCGAGCUCACAGUCCUGUGAACAUGUGGGAAAAAGUCAAAUUGUCGAAGAACUAUCCGACGGCUCUAAAACAGAUUAAUCGUCACUUGAUUUAUUGGCCCAAAUUUCUCAUCCACAAAUGCAAACAACGAUUCACAAAGAUCACACAGUAUUUGAUUCGCAUUCGGAGAUUGACGUUGAGAAGCCACAAGAAGUUGGUGCCACUUAAUAGAAAAGUUGAGAAGAGGGACCUAAGACGAGAGAGAAAGGCACUCAUUGCCGCUCGUUUGGACACUGCCAUCGAACGGGAACUACUAGAGAGGCUACAGAAGGGCACAUACGGAGACAUUUAUAACUUUCCUUCUACUGCAUUCGAGAAGGCGGUAGACGAGGAAGAGAUGAAUUCGGAUGAAGAAGUUGGUGAAGAGGUCGAAGAGGGGGAGAAGACCGACGAUGAGGUGGAGGUGGAGUUUGUGGCCGAUGAGGAUUUUGAAGAGAGUGAUGUCAGUGAUUUAGAGGACUACAACUCAUCAGACGAGGAACAAGAAGGCGAAUCAGAAGACCAAGAAACCGAGACAGAACCCGAAACCACAGCAGCAGCAGCAUCAUCAUCAAAAACGCGAAGCAAACUACCAAAGCGUCACAAUCGCAUUGAAAUCGAAUACGAACACGAAGACAACAAGCAAGAGCAACAAUCCAAGAAAGCAAGAACGACUAACUCCACCUGGUAGUAAGAAAUAUACACAUUCUAUUAUACAGUAUAAUCCAUUGACUUAACCAAUCGACAUCACACAUUGUGAUCAAUCCAUCCAUCUACACACCAGCAUACACGCCAUCAGCGUGCGACUCUAAUCAAGACCA